Molecule: messenger RNA, 780 nt
Organism: Emys orbicularis (European pond turtle)
Lineage: Eukaryota; Metazoa; Chordata; Testudines; Emydidae
Gene: SPATA4
Product: spermatogenesis associated 4
Exons: 6
Coding region: 1-780 (259 amino acids)
Biological process (GO): regulation of cytoskeleton organization
Cellular component (GO): axoneme
Molecular function (GO): microtubule binding
Source: RefSeq, a predicted model, not a curated record
AUGUCGUACUCGCACCCUCCCAGGCGCACGGGGCUGCCGCGCGCCGUGCUGAGGUGGCUGCAGAGCCUGGACCUGAGCUUCUUCCCCAGGAACUUCCGACGGGACUUCUCCAACGGCUACCUCAUCGCCGAGAUCUUCUCCUGGUACUACCCCGGGGACAUCCACAGCCACAGCUACGAGAACGGCGCCUCGCUGGCCACCAAGCUCAGCAACUGGUCCCAGCUCGGCCAGUUUUUUUCCAAAAGAAACUUGAAGCCUGUCCAAGAACUAAUAGAUGGGACAAUUCACUGUAAACCGGGAGCAGCAGAAAUGUUGGUACAAGACAUCUACUCAAUGCUGACAAAUGGACGAAUUAAAAAUAUUCAGGAUGAGGUUGACUUUACAGACCACUAUUAUCAGGAGCAGUUACCGAUGGUCGCCAGGUCAACAGCUUCAAAGGCUAUCAAGAAUAACAUUAAGCUAACAGAAAUAAUGAUAGAGCCCAACAUUAACAAAAAUAGACAAAAGGUUAAUGCCAUCAUCAAUAUGCAUAUGCAACAGAGACUGGUAGAGAGGGAAGAGAACCCAAAGCGGUUUAACAUUAAACCAAGCUUGGCAGAAUGUGCAGUUCGUCAUCCGGCUGCUGUAGAUCCCUCUGGGAGUGCGAUUAACAUCCAGAGAGAGAAACUUUCUUUUAUAUCAAACCUAGGGCUCCCAGAAAUCAGAGGCAAAACUGGUGUUCACUUCAAAGAAAUCCAGGUGAAACAAGCUGACAGAGGCUCUUUUACUGUGGAUGUAUAA